Molecule: messenger RNA, 3403 nt
Organism: Thecamonas trahens ATCC 50062
Lineage: Eukaryota; Apusomonadida; Apusomonadidae
Product: ABC transporter
Exons: 2
Coding region: 1-2895 (964 amino acids)
Biological process (GO): sorocarp morphogenesis; lipid transport; transmembrane transport
Cellular component (GO): membrane; intracellular membrane-bounded organelle
Molecular function (GO): ATP binding; lipid carrier activity; ATP hydrolysis activity
Source: RefSeq, a predicted model, not a curated record
AUGAACGGCAUGCGCGGCUCGUCGAGGCCAGCCCAGACACCAUUCACCCCCCUGGGCACCGGCACCCCUGUCCACUACCGUAAGACCCUCUGGGGCCAGACCCGCGCCAUGUUCCUUCGAGAGGUCCAUCAGCAGAAGAGACAACGCAAGACCAUUGCCCUCCACCUGGGCUUCCCGCUUGUAGUGGCACUCGGCCUCAUCGUGGUCCACAUCGUCCUGCUCGCCUCGCUCGAUGCCAAUGAGUGCACCCCCUCGCCGUCGCCUGUUCCCUUCCCGGCGCCAGGCUCGGUGGCAUGUGCAUGGGCGCCGGACGAGACAAACUGCUCGGCGGCGUGGGAGUUUAUGGUUUGGACCGAUGCCUUUGGCGGGCGUCAGGCGACAGAGGCCACUACGUUGAUGACCCGUGACAUUGCCCGUUUUCCCUAUGCAGGCACCAACCUCUCCGGCGUGGUGGUCGAUGGCGUCCCACUUGGUGAUGGCUACUCGCCGCAUCUGGUCCAUUACGACUCGUUUGACUCGGCCGUCACCUACAUCCAUACUCUCAGCUCGCGCUACUUUGUCACGUCCGAGGCCGGCACCUCAGAUCCGCUCCUCGAGUACACUGUGCCCACCAGCGCCCUCUACUUUUCGGCCCUCUCGGAGAUGUACGGCACUGCCUUUGUCUUGCAGUCGCCUGACCUCGCCGCCAACGGGCUGUACUAUCCGGAACGGUUCAAGCUGCUCUAUGCUCGGCAUCGCGCCAUGAAUCAGGUGUCCAAUGCAUUGCUCUCGUACCUGACGCCGGUACCGCCACCUCCGCCAUCGCCGCCACCGGCGCCGCCUACCAACGCCACGUCUCCGCCGUCGCCGCCGCCGCCGCCGGCACCUGUCCUUCCACCUCCACCACCUCCGCCGCCGGUAGCGUAUGCCGGGCUGAAGGGCGUGGACGAAUUUCCACAGGUUUGCUAUCCGGGAUCGGGCGCAAACAUUGUGUCAGCCAUCAUCUUCCUGUUUGUACUCCCGUUCUCGGCGUCGUUCCUCAUGCCGGUGGUGCUGCAGGGCAUGGUUCGCGAGAAGCAGGACAAGCACAUCGAAGUGCAGAAGAUGGCUGGCCUACGGAUGUCGGUCUUCUGGCUAGUCAACUACUCGUUCGACCUCUUUAUGUAUUGCACCAUCGUAGCGUUGAUGCUCGCGAUUCUGGCUGCAGGCCAGCUGGAAGUGCUUAUUAUGACUAACGCGCUUGUGACCAUUGUGGUCUUCUUUGUUUGGGGCCAUGCUCUCGUCUGUCUCACAUACUUUUUCUCAGUCUUUUUCUCGUCGGCCCUCUCUGCGGCCAUCUUUGGCUACGUGGUCCAGCUGUUGUCGAUGGGCAUUGCGGCUACGCUCAACGUCACGGUCUACUCGGACGUCAAGAUCCAACCAACGGUCCUUUACUCGGUCUAUCCGCCGUUUGCCUUUUUCCGCGCCAUCUAUCUCAUUGUGGUCUCGUUUGCACUUGAUUCCCCGCUUUCGAUCACGGCGCUUGCUUGGGGAACGCCACUCUCGCGCGAAAUCAUGUUCAUGGUUGUGGUGUCACUCGUUCUUCUGGUUCUCACGGUCUACCUGGAGGCGGUGCUGCCGAAAAAGUAUGGCGUCCCAGCCUCACCGUUUUUCCCCAUCAUCGCCGCCUACGACUGGCUCUGCAAGUGCUGGCACACUCCGAGCCUGACCGGCAUUCGUCUGCAUCACGGUUGGGCGCAUACUGCCCUCUUCACUACCGAUUCGAGCGAGAACAUACCGCCGACGCUCAACGGGCCGAGCAUGCUCGAAACGGUGAGCGGCGGAAGAAGCCAGACAUCGCCGUCGCCGUGGGUCCUUGUCGAUCCGACCGAGGCUGACGACGUGGCCGCGGAGCGGCAGACGGUGUACCAAGUCAGCGACGCCGAGGCACUCUCGCGCUCGGCUAAUGUGGUUAUUCGCGAUCUCGACAAGCGUUACAUCGGGCUCGACGGCUCGAAGCGGCGGGUGCUCCGCUCGCUCUGCCUCAAGGUUGGCGACGGCGAGUGCUUGGCGCUGCUUGGGCCCAACGGGUCAGGCAAGUCGACACUGGUCAACAUCCUGUGUGGGCUGGUGCGGCCGUCUGGCGGUGAUGCGCUCGUGGGUGGCCUCUCGAUCCGGACUCAGAUGGCACGGAUCCAUCCGAUGAUUGGCGUCUGUCCACAGGCCGACGUGCUGUGGCCGGACCUCUCCGUCCGUGACCACCUGCUGUACUUUGCACGGCUGAAGGGCAUUCCGCGGACGCAGGAGCGCGGACAUGUGGACGACAUUCUGCAGCAAAUGGGGCUCAAGACGUGUGAGCUCAAGUGGGCAUCUGUCAUUUCGGCCGGCAUGCGGCGGCGUCUCUCUAUUGCGAUUGCCCUCAUCGGCUCGCCGCGGCUGCUGGUGCUCGACGAGCCGACGACCGGGCUGGACGUCAUGGCGCGGCGGAUGAUCUGGGACAUUCUACUGCGGGCGCGCGAGGGGCGGUCGAUCCUGCUCACCACGCACUCGAUGGAGGAGGCGCGGGUGCUCGCGUCGCGGAUUGCCAUUGUCAUCUCGGGUUCGCUGCGGUGCAUUGGGACGCACGAGGAGCUCAAAGCACGGUUCGGGUCCGAGUACCGGCUGGAGGUGGCGCUUGCGGGGGGCCACCAGCACGUGGCGCGGAUGCAAGCGUUUAUCGAGAGCGUGGCGCCGUCUGCGCGGAUGUGGUCUUCGUUUGGCUCGCACUACACCUGGCUGGUACCCAAGGACGAGAUGGUGCUCUCACGGGUGUUUAUGGCAAUGGAGCGGCAUGCGUCUCAGGCCGGCAUCAAGGACUGGUCGCUGGCGCUUGCAUCGCUGGAAGAGGUAUUUUUCUCGAUUGUGCGCGAGACGCUGCGGGAGCAGGGCGCCGUGUAGUUGCGCUAGCGCGUGUACUUUACUCUUUGCGGAGGCGGCGCAGCUUGCGCGGGCGGCCAAACUCGGGCUCACCGGGCUCGCCAGAUUGUGCCUGUGCCGGCGGAGCAGUAUCCAUGGGCGCGGGCGCAGGGCGCGACGGCGACGAACUUGGGUCGACCGAGCCCGCUGACGUCGCUGCCGACGAUGUGGAGCGCGGGCGCGGGCGCGGACGCGAGCGUGGGCGCGGGCGGGCGGACGGGAAGCGCGACGGGGUCUCGGAGGAGCGGGCGGACGCAGCCGAGGCGCGUGAGCCUGCGCCUGUGGACGAGGUGCGCGGGCGGAACUUGCGCUGGGCGCGCGCUGUGGAGAGGCCGCCUGUUGGCGGGACGGACGACGCCUCUGAUGAGGCGCGGGCCGGAGUAGUGGACGAGCGGGUUGCCUCGCGGGUGGAGGAGCGGCGGGCGGAGAGCUCGGGCUCUGUGAGCAUGGCGUAGUGGUCCAUGGUGGCGAUAAAGAAGGAGCGGAUAGA